Molecule: messenger RNA, 192 nt
Organism: Ambispora gerdemannii
Lineage: Eukaryota; Fungi; Glomeromycota; Glomeromycetes; Archaeosporales; Ambisporaceae
Source: the annotation of a GenBank genome assembly
AUGAGAAAAGCUGUGAACCUAAAUUUAGAAAAAAGUAUCUACCAAGAAGCAAAACGCCUAGUCCCUACCGGUCAGGUUAGUUCUUUGGUUAAUAACCUCUUAAAAGAACACUUAACGAAACUAAAAGAACAAGAAUUAAAAGAGGCUUACCAAAGGACAGCCGAGAGUAAAGAAAUGCGGGAAGAAGAUAAA